Schistosoma rodhaini is the source of this 1030-nucleotide messenger RNA. Lineage: Eukaryota; Metazoa; Platyhelminthes; Trematoda; Strigeidida; Schistosomatidae. The record is from the annotation of a GenBank genome assembly.
CUACAUUUAAACAAUAUAGUGAAGUAUUACUGGGAGAAUAUUAUCAUAGAUAUUUAUUAUGUUACACUAUCUUUUAACCAUUGAAUAUAUUCAACUUAAUUUAUAUUAACUAUGGUGAUAAAUAUCUUUACUGUAUAAACAUAGUUUCAAUUUGAUUUCUAUUGGAAUAUUAUAGGAAUACAGUGUAUUUGAUUUUAACUUGUAUUUUUAUCAAUGACUACACAACAGACAUUUUUUCGACGAAGACGUUCAUCAUCUUUGUCAACAAUAAAUACUAAUUAUUCAGAUGAUGAAGAUUUUUGGUCUGCAUGUUCUUCAAGAAAAACAUCAAAAGAUUCAGAAUAUAAGAAAAAAAUAAGUUUGUCAGCAGUUCAAUCAGCUAAUGAAUUACAUCUUAUGAAUCCAAAUGAUAUAUCAAAUGAAAUUGAGUAUUCACGUGAAACUUUAUACAACUACAAUGAAUCACACACAGUGAGAGAAUCUAGAACAAACUCUUACCAAUUCGAUAAUAUUAUGUGUCGACGACAAUCAGUUAGUUUACCUGGAUUUCAUGAAGGAUUGAAUACUGGCAAAUUAGUGUCAAGAUUAAGUUUAGUUGGCGAUGAACUUGAAGAGAAUUUAAAGAAUGUUAGAAUCUCAAAUGAGAUAAGCAGCAAAAGAAGAUGGACUAUUUUUGAUUGUUCAACAUCAAAACCAGAAUGAUACUAAUGAUAAUAAUCUACUUUAUAAACAAUGAAGAUUUGAAUAUAACGUCAGUAACUGAAUCACUCUGUGUAUGCAUAACUUUAUUGAACUGUCUUUCAUAUAAACUGUAUUUUAAAUUAACUUUAUUCGUGCACAAUAAUGUAAAAAGGGAACUAAUGAAUCAUUUGUAUUCUUCCAUGCUCACAAAAUAUACUCCAUUCUAUCAGUAAUAAAUCUAAUAUACUUUUUUUAUUAAGCUUUAACCAUAACAAUAUGAACAAACUUAUCAAUUAUGUCCUGUAUAAAGUCAAAUAGUUAAUAAUAAGUAAUGAAUAUUGUACUUUCC